GACACCUCCAUUUCACCCCCGAGUGACGUGGGUUUCCAUGUCGCUGGGAUGAUCCCCUGGGAUGCGUUUCCUACUCUGGCUGGCGGCGGCUGCAGCUGAGGAAUUGCACAUCCUCAGCCACAUCCCAGAAGUCGUCCAGGUUUUCUGGUUGCCAGGCGGAGCCCUGAGCCCGAGCCGUCUCAGCAGCGAGCUCGACGCAGCAGAUUCCGAUGGUCCAAGUAGUUUUGUGAUCAACACCUAUGCCGGUCACGGUUUUCGCUUCCAAGCUGGAAGUCUCAGUUCAGAAGCAGUCACCCACAGUGGAGGUCAGCAUGAUCUGGUGAUCUUAUCCAAAUCUGGAGACAGUUUGGUUGCCGAUCUGCUAAGUGCAGUGGAUCUUCAAAAGUUCGUUCAAGAGAUGCAUUCACAUUGCAACGAAAGGGAUGGCUACACCAGCUGUUGCUACAACUUUCUUAAGACCAAACGAGGAAUUCCUGUGGCUUUUGCAGAUUACAGCAACUUCGAUGACGUUGCCACCGCAUUUGCCCGGCCCGCAGACAAGUACAUCACUGCCUACUCACCGCACAAACUAAUGCCCAGAGUCGCCGCACGUGGAAACCUGGAGGAUGAUAUCGAGUCAGAUGGCCUCGACGAUGAUGGCUAUGGAGGACAUUUGCCACCAGAUGAGAUGCUUGUCAUCAACAAAAUGCUGGUCCCUGUGGAUCUUCGCUGGGUGCAUGUGGCUCAUGACAGUGAUGUGCCCCCACAAGACAACGAGACCACCAUGAUCACACAAGUGACAUCCGAGUCCUAUGUCCGAAUCACUGCGAGGCCCGGGCAGUCCUUUGUCGUCAGCAAGCAAUCUCCGAGAGAGCAGUCUCGGUCCAGUUCGGUGUUCAGAUACCCUGGAGAGCUUGCCGUUGCAAUCAUCUCGGCCGAGGCCAAAGGUUUGGCGGUCGCAAGCCGGGAUCAGGAUGAGUUGAAGAUUGCACUGAGCGAGAUUGCUCAAAAUUGCGGAGAUUCUUCCAAAGAUGAGCAGUCCUUCACCGAGUGCUUCAAGCAAAAAGCAGUGUCGUUCCCUCCAGCAUUGGCUCUGUGGUGGUUCCAGCUUCUUUGGACCUCUGUGAGCCACUGGCUCCACUGUGUCCAUCUUCCUGACUCAGUCUCCAUCAGACAAGUGGAUUUAGAGUUGGAUGAUGGGACUGGCAAGAAUCGAUCGGUGAAGGCCCAGAUUUUUCGCGAGGAUCCUCUGGUCUUGGGGAUCUCAGGCCUUGCGACGCCACAAGAGUGUCAGCAGUUGAUCGACUCGCAGGACUUGAAAGAGGCGAAUCUCAACAUGGCCUUCAUCAGUGGUGGAUCACAUUCCAAGUCGCGUCGAACCCUCACCAAGAAUUUGUAUCCAAACAUGCAGGCGCCACAGAGCAUCCUUGCUAAGCUGCAGAAGCGCUUCUUCCAGGCCGCACGUGGGGCAUCAGGCUACGAACUUUGGCCCGAGGGACAAGAACCAGUCAAUUGGCUUCACUACAAGCCUGGCUAUGAAUAUCGACCUCACUGCGACGGCGGUUGUGGCAUGGAUCCUGUUCCGUCGGGCAUGCGAGUGGCAUCUUCUUUGCUCUACUGCAACGUGGCGGAGCAAGGUGGCAGCACAAUCUUCACGCAAGACACAACAAAGUUCACCCCAGCGCGGGGUGACUUUCUGUUCUUUGCUUAUAAGUCAGAUCCUGACUACAUGUCAAUGCACGCUGCCUGUCCAGUGUUGCGAGGCAUCAAAAGCACGGCCACACAGUGGUAUCGCGAGGGAGUCUCAAAGGACUACACCUGGGAAGACGUGGCGGACCUUGGUCUGCGACGCUCUUCCGAGCUGUGAUCAUGUGCUUUAGCUGAUAGUGCUUCCAAGCUUUGGCUGGUUCGCAGAUGAUGCGGAAACUGUCCCUUGAAACGAACUCAAAGUUAGUUUGGAAGGCAUAGUGGUGGGAAUCUUCAACACCAAAGGCUUGUGUUGACCCACUUUGCUUGGAAAGUAAAAAAGAG
Messenger RNA from Cladocopium goreaui, 2010 nucleotides. Lineage: Eukaryota; Dinophyceae; Suessiales; Symbiodiniaceae. The record is from the annotation of a GenBank genome assembly.